GGAAUCCGAGCAGCUGCCGCAGCAAAAAAUCGGGAGAGUAAAGACAGAGUGAAGCUAGCAAGGAUUGGGGACACGCCAAGAAUGGAUUCGCGUCUGGGUCUAUUAAUCGCCUUGCUGCUGGCGGCCUUUGAAGCCUUUUCGGCCUUGGAGGCACAAACCACAACAAACCCGAGUUUCAGUUCAGCGGAGAGCGGCUUGCUGCGAACAGUGAGGCACGUGUACGGGCAGUGUGCCGAUAGCGACGACAUCUUCUGGUGCUGCAAGGUCCAAGGAGCCCGUCUCCUGGGAAGAGCUCUGAAAGUCCAGCAGCUGGGAAUCAUUGAUGGAGUUAGUUUGGUACGUCGGGAUUCCUUCAGUCCGGAUACGCGAAGUGGUCGUUCUGGCCUGGUGGAAAGCCAGCUAACCAAUCGGGACUUGGAGCACAUGUCAGGAAAAAGUUUAGAUGCUUUGCUUCUGGAGCGAUUCUUCAGCUUUGUUCACACCCAUCAGCUGCAGGUAAAUCUGCCGAGACUGCUGAAAUUUGGGGAGCGGAACGGUCAGGACUGGCUGCAGAACCUCUACAACUAUUUUAUGCCAGGGGGCGACAGUGAAGGUCGCAAGAAGAAGGAUGAUAAGAAGUACUUGGGACCGUUCAUUGCUGCCGUUCUUCUAAAAACAGCUAUCCUGAAAAUGGCCUACCAUUCGAUUGCCAUUGUGGCCGGCAAGGCGUUGAUAGUGGGAAAAAUAGCGCUAAUCAUUAGCGCCAUUAUCGGUUUAAAGAAACUUGUGGGCCACGACGGCGGUGAGAAGACCACAUACGAAAUCGUGAAGCAUCCACAGGUACAACAGAGCCACACCUACUCCUCCAGCCACCAGGGCGAAUACGACACCGGUGGCCACGACGGAGGCUCCUACCACCGCAGCAUCGACGACGAGAUGAUGAUGCAGGACAAGGCCUACCAGGCCUGGAUGCCCCAGGUGGGUGCCUCUGCCACGCCCAAUGCCAAGGGGUCGCGAUAAGAAGGCGCCGCACAGAAUCCACCAGGGGGGCAGCAGAAGUAGUAGCGGCUCCAGAACCAAAGAUCCCAAGGAACCUUAGACCAAUCUAUCUGAAUUUGUAUUUACUAUCGAAAGCCCUCCAGUUUAAGUUUAGUUAUCUUAGUUAUUAUGUUACCACAGAACGAGCAUUAAAAAAAGAAAUUCAGGUGUUGAUUUU
Molecule: messenger RNA, 1195 nt
Organism: Drosophila ananassae
Lineage: Eukaryota; Metazoa; Arthropoda; Insecta; Diptera; Drosophilidae
Gene: Osi11
Exons: 1
Coding region: 82-999 (305 amino acids)
Source: RefSeq, a predicted model, not a curated record